AUGGCCAGAAGAAUCUCUGCCUUCCUUAAGAAUGUCUGGGCAAAGGAGCUGGUGCUGUCCUUCUGUGUCUGGGGCCUUCCUGUAAUUGUGUCCAUGGUCAGGCCCUACACCAAGUAUGCAGAAAUGAUAAACCAGGUCACACCCUACCACUACCCAGUGCCUGUGGGAGAUGACGGGAACCUGCCUGAUGUGCCCAGCCACCCCCAGGACCCUAGUUUGGAAUGGCUGAAGAACCCAUGA
Molecule: messenger RNA, 240 nt
Organism: Acomys russatus (golden spiny mouse)
Lineage: Eukaryota; Metazoa; Chordata; Mammalia; Rodentia; Muridae
Product: NADH dehydrogenase [ubiquinone] 1 alpha subcomplex subunit 3-like
Exons: 1
Coding region: 1-240 (79 amino acids)
Cellular component (GO): mitochondrial inner membrane
Source: RefSeq, a predicted model, not a curated record